AUGGGAGGCUGCAUUUCAGCACCUGGAAAAGGUGGUCGCAUAAUCUCCAGAAGAAAGGUACAUUAUGACCACAGACCAAAACCCAUGCCGGAGACCCCCAUGGCGGCGGCGCCGUCGCCGAGGCCGACGAGAAACGGAGUUGUGAACGUGCUCAAGAACCCAACAGGUGAUAACAUAAGAGAAAGAUACCACCUUGGGAAAGAGUUAGGGAGAGGAGAAUUUGGCGUUACGUACAAAUGUUUUGAUAAAGAAACAGGGGUUACGUAUGCAUGCAAGACAAUAUCAAAGGCGAAGCUUAGGACAGAAAUAGAUUUAGAAGAUGUAAGAAGAGAAGUAGAGAUUAUGAGACGGUUGCCUAAGCAUCCAAAUAUUGUAAGCUUUAAGGAAGCUUAUGAAGAUAAAGAGAGUGUUUAUCUUGUUAUGGAACUUUGUGAAGGAGGUGAACUUUUUGAUCGGAUUGUUACUAAAGGCCAUUACACUGAACGUGCUGCGGCCAUGGUUACUAAGACCAUUUUGGAGAUUGUCAAGAUAUGCCAUGAUCAUGGAGUGAUACACCGAGACCUAAAACCUGAGAAUUUCCUGUUCGCAGAUUCAGAAGAAAGCUCCCAAUUAAAAGCAAUUGAUUUUGGCCUCUCCAUAUUCUUCCAGCCUGGUCAACGUUUCAGUGAAAUUGUAGGAAGUCCAUAUUACAUGGCUCCAGAGGUUCUAAAACGCAAUUAUGGACCAGAAAUUGAUGUGUGGAGUGCUGGUGUCAUCCUCUAUAUCUUGCUUUGUGGAGUUCCUCCCUUUUGGGCUGAAACUGAGGAAGGUAUUGCACACGCAAUAGUUGGAGGCAGAAUAGAUUUUACAAGAGAACCUUGGCCUAGGGUUUCUGAACAAGCAAAGGAGCUAGUCAAGCGCAUGCUUGAUCAAAAUCCUUACAACAGAUUAACUAUUCAAGAAGUCCUAGAACACCCAUGGAUACACAAUGCGAGAGAUAUGCCUAAUGUGAAUCUUGGAGAUAACGUUAGAGCAAAGAUCAAGCAAUUUUCAUUGAUGAACAAGUUCAAGAAGAGAGUUCUUAGAGUGGUGGCAGACAACUUACCAGAUGAGCAAAUAGAUGGAAUCAAACAGAUGUUUUAUAUGAUGGAUACUGACAACACUGGGGACUUGUCUUUUGAUGAACUCAAAGCUGGUCUCCAUAACAUUGGACAUGUUCUUCCUGAUCCUGAUGUUCGGAUGUUGAUGGAUGCAGCGGAUAUAGAUGGAAAUGGGACACUGAGCAUUGAGGAGUUUGUGGCAAUGUCAAUUCAUCUGAUAAAGAUUGGGAACGAUGAGCAUCUCUCUCAAGCUUUUAGGUUCUUUGACAAAGACCAAAAUGGAUACAUUGAGUUUGAUGAGUUGAAAGAUGCAAUGGUAAAUGACAAUUUAGGUCCAAAUAAUGAACAGAUCAUUAAAGACAUCAUAUCAGAUGUUGAUCUUGAUAAGGAUGGAAAAAUCAGUUACGAUGAAUUCAAAGCAAUGAUGAAAAGCGGGAUGGAUUGGAAAAUGGCUUCCCGUCAAUAUUCAAGAGCAAUGCUAAAUGCAGUUAGCAUGAAAUUACUCAAAGACAAAUCCAUGCAGCUAACGACGUAA
Manihot esculenta (cassava) is the source of this 1614-nucleotide messenger RNA. RefSeq names its product calcium-dependent protein kinase 24. Gene Ontology annotation, molecular function: ATP binding; calcium ion binding; calmodulin binding. Bases 1 to 1614 code for a protein of 537 amino acids. Gene Ontology annotation, cellular component: cytoplasm; nucleus. The record is from RefSeq and is a predicted model, not a curated record. NCBI's taxonomy places the organism in Eukaryota, Viridiplantae, Streptophyta, Magnoliopsida, Malpighiales, Euphorbiaceae. Gene Ontology annotation, biological process: intracellular signal transduction; protein autophosphorylation; peptidyl-serine phosphorylation. The transcript is spliced from 8 exons.